Messenger RNA from Ylistrum balloti, 2424 nucleotides. RefSeq names its product gamma-secretase subunit PEN-2-like. The record is from RefSeq and is a predicted model, not a curated record. The transcript has 5 exons. Bases 85 to 390 code for a protein of 101 amino acids. Gene Ontology annotation, biological process: Notch receptor processing. Gene Ontology annotation, cellular component: gamma-secretase complex. Lineage: Eukaryota; Metazoa; Mollusca; Bivalvia; Pectinida; Pectinidae.
AUUUGCGUGUACGUCAAAAUCAAUGACGUUUUACACAUUACGGAAGUGUGGAUUGGAAUACAGUAAAAAGUUGAAAAUUUCAAGAUGGAUCUUAAGCGAGUCAGUAAUGAGGAUAAACUGUCUUUGUGCAGAAAAUAUUAUAUUGGUGGGUUCGCCCUUUUGCCAUUCCUGUGGUUUGUAAACUCAGUCUGGUUUUUCAAGGAAGCUUUCAUCCAACCCAGUUAUCAGGAGCAGAAACAGAUAAGAACAUAUGUGAUUCGAUCAAUAGUGGGGACAGUGAUAUGGCUGGCGAUCAUUAUCACAUGGGUUGUGAUAUUUCAGACAAAUCGAGUGACUUGGGGAGAACUAGGAGAUCGCCUCUCCUUUAUCCUUCCACGUGGCAUUCCCUGAAUAAUUAUGAUUUGUUGGUGUGGACAAGUGUCUGGUGUUGAUGAGGCAAAUGUACUAGGUUUUCACUAGAUCUCGUCAUAGGUGAUAAUUAGACAUCUUUUUCUCCGGCAGAUUCUAGACAGGUUCUGGACCGACGGGAGUGUUCUUACAUCAAUAAUACAGAUUUAUAUAGACAGGUUCUGGACUGACGGCAGUAUUUUAUACCACAGCUAUAUAACGCUGUGUGUAUCCACAGACAAGACUUAUACCUCUCAUUUACACCAUAGCUAGGAGUGUGACCUUGAUUGUCUUUUAAAUUUAAGUACAAAACUAAUAAUAAUUUUUUAUGGGUAUUUGUUUCAACAGUCAGUAUCCCAGAUUUCUUUGCUAGAAUAUCUGUUUACUACUUGAAACUUUCAAGAUUUGGUUUCUUGUUCUGUUUUGUUUUUUGUUUUGUUUUUUUCCCUGCAUUACAAAUAUUUUAUUUCCCCACUGAGUAUAUAGAUAUAUGUAUAUAUUUACAUUUUGUGCUAUAUAGCAAGUAUAUACAUUAUAUAUAUAUAUAUGAAUUGUUUAUUUAUAAAUUGUGGGUUCAGCCGUCUCGAACAAUAUUGUUUCCUCAAGCAGGAGGGGUUUCACACAGUAUAGACAUAAAUAAAAUGAUAAAAAAUUAUAUCUAAGAUACUGGUUAAAUUGUUUGAGAAAUUCAUCUUCUCUGAAGUAACCAGCCAUAGAAAAUAUUUUUAUAUGUACAAAAAUAUUGCAUUGUAUACACAGGUUUGUCCUUCAUCAUUAUUCAUAAUCCUGACACAGUUUUUCUACAGUAGAUGAUGAUUUUGGUGUAGUAUGUUUUAUAUGAUUUAGUGUUUUGUUAAAUGGACAAUGCAACAUCCCAGAAUUUUAAAGAUAGAAAAAAAGAAAUUAUUUCAUCAGUUAUAUGAGUAAACUGAUUUAUAUUCAACAGUGUUUAAAACAUUGUACUGUAUAGUUGUCAAAUUUCACAGAUAAAAUAUGUUAUUGUUUUCCUGGUUGUGGCGAGUUUACAAAGUUUAAGUUUUGGGCACCUCCUCCUGAUAAUGUGUAAUACAUUUUCUGAAAUUUGAUUGACUAUAAACGAUAAACUGGGUAUUUGAUUUUGCACUAGAUUAACCCCCCCUGUGAAUAUCACCAACUAUACAAUGUAACUUUUGAAUUGUUAUAUGAGGAAUGCUCCCUGAAUGACUCUGUUAAAUGCUUAUCUAGAUGUAUAUUUAUGUAUUACUACUCUAUGGUUCCAGUAAUAAGCCCAUGUCUGGUAAUAAGCCCAACCCUUGACUUUGAGUCUAGUGAUAUGCUAGCCACCAGAAUAUCACCAUACGUAUUCUGUAUGCUACUAUUUUGUUCAGGAUGUUUGCAGUAAAAGGAACCAUGAUAAAUACAGAAAUCAGCUUCAUUAUGUGUAAGUUUGAUCACAUUAAUCCACAUUUAUACAAAAAGACAUUGAUAGAAUGUUGAAACUGCUAUAUUUGUACGUUUGAUUUUUUUCUUCAUGAUCAUUUUCGAAUUUAUCUGCUUAAAUGUUUCAUUUUUUAAAAAAAAAAUGACAGAUAAAGUUAUUUUAUAAAAGGCAAACAAAUAUUGGUUUCCAAAGACAUGUGAAAGUACACUAUUUUUUACCAUUGAAGAACAGAAGAAACUCCAGCAUCUGUAGCAAUAACAGGUUAUCAGUAUUUGUGAUAGGACAGCUUAAUGAGGAAUUCUUUGAAAAGUAUGAGAAUAUCUUAAAAGUUGAUGCCUAGAUACAAAUACAUUAAGGGAUUCUUUUCUGUGGAAAUAUAGUUAUAAUUAAUUUAUGUAUCACUACACACAUGUAUGAGGGCAAGAAUGCUGCAUAUAAAUGAGAUUACACUUUGUGAGUCUAGUACUUUGUAAUGGUGAAAGGAAGAAAGAUGUUGUAUACUAUAAUUGUGUGAUUUGAGUCUAGUACUUUGUAAUGGUGAAAGGAGGAAAGAUGUUGUAUACUAUAAUUGUGUGAUUUGAGUCUAGUACUUUGUAAUGGUGAAAGGAGGAAAGAUG